ACAGUCCGCAGAAAAACUAAUUUAGUACGUAUUAACCAAAGUAUUUUACAUACAACAUAUUUGUGAAAUGGCGCCAUCCUCCGAAGUGUGGAGAUAUUUCACAAAAUCUAACUCCUCAGAAGCUUCAUGUAAAAUGUGCCCAAAGAAGGUCAGAUUUUGUGGAAACACAUCAAACUUACACAAGCACAUGAAAGUGCAUGAAAUAAAUACAUCAAAGAAUAACGUUGAGGAAGGUAAUGGAAACCCAAAACCACAAUGCAGCGAAAUAAAAAACAUGUUUCAAAAUAUAAAUUCUUACAAAGGUAAAUGUAAAACGGUGGGACCUUUAUCACACAAUACGGGCAAGGGGUUUGGUCCAAUUGGAUUUAAAACUCAUAUAUGUACAUACUAUAUGAAGUACAAUCACGAAAAACCGUAAUCGUCUAUUGGGGAAGCACUUAGAAAAACUUUUAUUUCUUGGAAAUAUUCCAGAAGCUGAAUUUUUUAAUUAACUACCUUUACAUAUUUAAUAUGUAUGUAUUAUUAAAAAAGAAUUGACUUUAAACGAGAAUAGUAGUAAGGUAUUUUCUUCAAAUAUGUUUUCAAAACAUUACAGUAUAUAUAUUCACUUGGUACAUGAAAAAUACCAAAAAGCCUUAAUAAACAAAUCUUUAAUA
Molecule: messenger RNA, 656 nt
Organism: Rhagoletis pomonella (apple maggot)
Lineage: Eukaryota; Metazoa; Arthropoda; Insecta; Diptera; Tephritidae
Exons: 2
Coding region: 68-418 (116 amino acids)
Molecular function (GO): DNA binding
Source: RefSeq, a predicted model, not a curated record